AGUAAUAUGGUAAAGAUUUUUUACACUAUAAACUUAUGUCCAAAAUAUAACAAAAGAAGCUAUUAUUAAGAUUCUUUUCUUCAUAAUAACCUUUUGUCUUGUUUGGGUAUUAGCUUUCUAUAAAAGACAUAAACCACUUCUCUCAAAAGUACAUUACUUUUGCUAAAAACUGUGAGAGUGUAACUGAGAAAAAAAAAUGGAAGAAAUGGCUUCUUUAUUGUAUUACCAAGAGAACAUUGAUGAAAUGAAGCAGAAGCUUAUGUACACUAAUCUUGAACUUGAAAAUUUGAAGGUAGAGAAAAGUGAAGAAAUGAGGAAGAACAAAGAAUAUGUGAAGCAAUUAAUGCAACUAUUAAACAUGGUUUGUCAAGAAAGAGAUGAAGCAAAAGAUCAUCUUCAGAAACUACUCAACAACCUAUCUCAUGUUCAAGUUGAUAAUAGUCCUUAUUUGAAGGCCAAAAAAGCAAACUCAAGCAUUACUGAAUCAAAUAGCCUCUCUGAAACACACAAUAAUCGGUCACACAAUUCAUCCCUAGUCGACGCAUUUAACGAUGCAGUUUCUUCCCCUGAAUUUUCCAACAACAACAUGGCUGAUUCAAAUCCAGUAGCCUAUGAUUGCAACGUUCGAUUCUCAGACAAUUGUGUCCCAAAAGUUGAUGAGGCCACAUUGGUUAUUGACAAUCUUGUAAAGGGGAAAACUUUGCCACAGAAAGGGAAACUAUUGAAGUCUGUUAUUGAAGCAGGGCCACUUUUGCAAACACUUUUAGUUUCAGGACAACUUCCUCAAUGGCGAAAUCCGCCUCAACUUAAGUCAUUUACUAUUCCACCAGUUUCAAUUAAAGGGUUUGAAGCUGAGAUUGCAAAUUUGAGCUAUUCUGUUUCAAGAUCAUUGUGUUCUCAGAUGUCAUAUGGUUCUCAACAGAUGUUAUCAACAUCUAUGUUAAACUUUGCUAAUUCUGGUUUUGUUUCCUGUUUGGAAAAUCAGAGAGUAAUAUCUGCUGGUGCAAAUAAGGACAGUUUUGUACGCUUGGAUAAGAGACAAAGAUUGCUGCAGUGAAAGUUGGAUUGCCAGGAUUUUGAGUGGAUAUACUGAUUUUGAACUAUGUGCUAGAUUAAUGUGCCUAGAGGGGCUGGAAGGGAGGAUUUCAUUCAAACACUGUAUAUAUAUAAGGUCAAGUCAUAUAUAUAUAUAUAUAUAUAUAUAUUAG
Messenger RNA from Nicotiana tabacum (common tobacco), 1208 nucleotides. RefSeq lists its product as uncharacterized. Lineage: Eukaryota; Viridiplantae; Streptophyta; Magnoliopsida; Solanales; Solanaceae. The record is from RefSeq and is a predicted model, not a curated record.